Aspergillus vadensis CBS 113365 is the source of this 578-nucleotide messenger RNA. RefSeq lists its product as uncharacterized. The coding region runs from base 176 to 532 and encodes 118 amino acids. NCBI's taxonomy places the organism in Eukaryota, Fungi, Ascomycota, Eurotiomycetes, Eurotiales, Aspergillaceae. The transcript has a single exon. The record is from RefSeq and is a predicted model, not a curated record.
GAAACGUCGAAAUAGUUGACGUUAAGCGACUAUUCUAGUCAGGUUGAUGUACAUCACCGGUGACGUGCAUUUGAUUUUACCUUUCAUUGGUACUUUUAUUUUUCUCAAGAAUGGCAUGCUAUGGUACAUGCUGUCUGUUGGUAUACACGCAGAAACGGCGUUUACGGAUUGACGGAUGGAUGGACGAUCUCAUCAAUUGUGGAUAUUCUUUGACUUUUUAUUUCUCUGGACAUUUUCUGGCCUCGACAUACCCGGUGCAGCAGGGGUUAUUCCCAUCUCUAUCUCCUUAAUUGGCAUCUCUCUCUCUCUCGUCUUGGUGGUUAGCUUACCGCAUGAAUUGCUAUCAUCUGGGUCAUCUCCGUCUAAUAGUGUUUGGCACCGGCGUGAGCAACGCAUCUUACAUAAUGCUGCAGCUCUUGUUUAUUUCGUAUAUCCAUGUGUCUUCUUUUGUACAGCUUAUCAUCUGGGGUGGCAUUUGUCGAUUUCACAUCUCGUUUUUUCUGUAUAUUUACAGUACUUACGAUCAGACUGAUCAGUAUAUAUACCUAGUGCGUAAUGCAUAACUAUGGACAUCCAAC